UGAUUGUGUAUGCAUCAGAAACAGACACUGCUGUUUUGCUAGUUUACUCUCAGUAUGGAGGUCAAAAGCACAAACCAAACAGAACCAUGCACUGAUUCCAAUUAUGAUAGGAAAGCUGAACUAAAAGCAUUUGAUGACUCAAAAGCUGGUGUUAAAGGUCUUGUAGAUUCUGGGGUGAAGAAGAUCCCACGCAUGUUCCAUUCUGGCAUUGACAUAACUGAGAACAUAGCCACAGACUCAAACCUGAGUGUUCCUGUCAUAGACCUUAGAGACAUACACAACAACCUGGCUCUGCGUGAAGCAGUUGUCACCAAAAUUCGAAGUGCAUGCCAUGAGUGGGGACUUUUCCAAGUGGUCAAUCAUGGAAUUCCAAUUAGUGAUAUGGAUGAGAUGAUUGAUGGAAUCCGAAGGUUUCAUGAACAAGAUACUGAUGUAAGGAAACAGUUUUACUCUAGAGAUUUGAAAAGCAAAAUUUUAUAUUAUUCCAAUACUAGCCUCUUCCUAGACAAAUUUGCUAACUGGAGAGAUACAGUUGGAUGUUCUAUGGCUCCUAAUCCACCCAAGCCAGAGGAAUUGCCUACAGUAUUUAGAGACAUAAUUAUUGAAUAUUCCAAGAAAAUAGUGAAACUGGGUUGUGCAAUUUUUGAGUUAUUGUCAGAGGCUCUUGGCCUUGAUCCAUCUUAUCUCAAAGAGUUGAAUUGUGCUGAAGGACUUUUCAUUCAGGGUCAUUACUAUCCACCUUGCCCUGAACCUGAAUUAACUUUGGGCACCUCCAAGCACACUGAUGUUGCCUUCUUGACAAUACUUCUACAAGACCAACUGGGUGGUCUUCAAUUUCUUCAUGAGAAUCAAUGGUUUAAUGUUCCUCCUGUGCACGGAGCACUUCUUGUAAAUGUAGGAGAUUUUCUGCAACUUAUAACGAAUGACAGAUUUGUGAGUGUUUAUCACCGGGUCUUAGCAAGUCAUGGAGGGCCAAGAGUUUCAGUAGCUAGCUUCUUUUCAGGUUCGCAAGAUCCAGAUAAAGCUAAAUCGAAGGUUUAUGGUCCAAUUAAGGAAUUAUUAUCAGAAGAUAACCCACCAAUCUAUAGAGACACCAGCAUAGGAGAGAUCAUGGCACACCAUUUUGCUAAGGGGCUUGAUGAGAACCACGCCUUGCUGCCUUUCAGAUUGUGAAAAUGAACAAAUUUCGACCUAUAACAGAACUUGAUAAUAUUUAUGAACACCAGAUUCUCAUGUAGGUGACUGUAAUGUGUUAUUUCUUAUGCUUUUUUGUGUAUUAAUUUUCCAUAACAUGUUAUGUUUGUAAAUCAGCAGUAUUUAGUAAUGUGAUCACAAUAAAAGUCUAUUUGGAAUUUUGGAUAUAAA
This is a messenger RNA of Cajanus cajan (pigeon pea), 1365 nucleotides long. RefSeq names its product 1-aminocyclopropane-1-carboxylate oxidase homolog 1. NCBI's taxonomy places the organism in Eukaryota, Viridiplantae, Streptophyta, Magnoliopsida, Fabales, Fabaceae. The record is from RefSeq and is a predicted model, not a curated record.